Molecule: messenger RNA, 2505 nt
Organism: Ahaetulla prasina
Lineage: Eukaryota; Metazoa; Chordata; Lepidosauria; Squamata; Colubridae
Product: protein NKG7-like
Exons: 5
Coding region: 218-748 (176 amino acids)
Cellular component (GO): plasma membrane
Source: RefSeq, a predicted model, not a curated record
GGACGUUAUCUCAGCUUUGCUGGCUCUUCAGUCUUUACACCUACAGCAUUUGAAGGCUCCUCUUUCCAAACCUCCUUCCUUCAACCUUUAUUCUCCCUCGAGUUGUUCAGAUCAUCUUCAACCCAGGAAAGAAUCAUUCUACAAGAAGAUCCAGGGUUUUUAAAAGUUGGACACCAAGCAAAGCGACUUGGUGAAACACCUUUGUCUUUGCAUCAGGAUGUUGUGCUGCCGUAUCUUCAGCGUGUUGAUGGCGUCUUUGAGCACCAGCCUACUUUUGAUGGCACUCAGCACCGAUUACUGGAAAGUAUCUUUUGCUCCUGCUGGGACGUCCCACAGUGGGCUAUGGCAGUACUGCAUUAACCCUGGAUUAGCCGAAAGCCAAUGCUUUGCUGUAAAGGAUGCCUUUGGCUACAUCAUAGCUGCCCGUGUGUUCCUGAUUAUGGCUUCUCUAAUGGCAUUGGCAUUACACUUCUUCCUGAUUGCUGCCUUCAUGCCUUCCAUGUGUGGCAUCCUAGGCAAACCCUUGAUUGCUUCCGUGGCUGCCUACGUGGCUGGACUCUUCACUCUAAUAGCCCUAGCUGUGUAUACAGCUGAAACAUGGAAGGAGAAGACCUCACCUCAACUCCAGGUCUCCUUUGCAUGGUCUUUCUACUCUGGAUGGAUCACUUUCCCCCUGUUUCUCUUGGCUGGCAUUUUUAACCACGUUGCCUCCUUGAACGCUCCAUCUUCCAGCUAUGAAAGAAUAUGAACGUCUUAGUCAACAAGAGAGCAAACACAAUUGUACGGAAACCUUCUCUCAACAAAGAGGGUGCCUCGUCCCUGUUUCUCCUGUAACAAUGCAUUUCCCCAUCUCCAGUAUAGCUCAGCUAUACUUUUUUUUUUUCCUCACUUUCCAAAACUAAUAUCUUGUAUUUUAUAGAGAUUUAGAAUAGAAUCGAAUAACAGAGUUGGAAGGGACCUUGGAGGUCUUCUAGUCCAACCCCCUGCCUAGGCAGGAAACCCUACAGCACUUCAGACAAAUGGUUAUCCAACAUCUUCUUAAAAACUUCCAGCGUUGGACCAUUCACAACUUCUGGAGGCAAGUUGUUCCACUGAUUAAUUGUUCUCAAUGUCAGGAAAUUUCUCCUUAGUUCUAAGUUGCUUCUCUCCUUGAUUAGUUUCCACCCAUUGCUUCUUGACCUGCCCUCAGGUGCUUUGGAGAAUAGCUUGACUCCCUCUUCUUUGUGGUAGCCGCUGAGAUAUUGGAACACUGCUAUCAUGUCUCCCCUAGUUUUUCUUUUCAUUAAACUAGACAUACCCAGUUUUUGCAACCGUUCUUCAUGUUUUAGCCUCCAGUCCCCUAAUCAUCUUUGUUGCUCUUCUCUGUACUCUUUCUAGAGUCUCAACAUCUUUUUUACAUUGUGGAAACCACAACUAGAUGGAAUAUUCCAAGUGUGGCCUUACCAAGGCAUUAUAAAGUGGUAUUCACACUUCACGUGAUCUUGAUUCUGUCCCUCCGUUCAUGCAGCCUAGAACUGUGUUGGCUUUUUUGGCAGUUGCUGCACACUGCUGGCUCAUAUUUAAAUGGUUGUCCAGUAGGUCUCCAAGAUCCCUCUCAUAGUUAUUACUAUUGAGCAAGGAACCACAUAUACUAGUUAUUUCAGUAACUAGGAAUAAUUUUGAUAAUUAGCUGGCUUGCCAAGAAAGGCUUUGAGUAUCACCUAUGGCAAUGUUUCCCGACUUUAGUCACAUUGAAAUGUGUGGACUUCAACACAUAUUGCUGGCUGGGGAAUACUGGGAUUUGAAGUCCACACAUCUUGAAGUGAUUAAGGUUGUGAAACACUGACCUAUGGCCUAUCAAGUGUGUUCGGGGAAAGGUUCCCUAGGGCAACCUUCUAAAAUCAAGCCCUAUAUUUGCAGCCGGCCAAAGCUCACUCUGCCCCUAAAACUAUGCUACCAAAAUGUGUUAGCAAAAUUGUGAUUUCAGGUGGCAAAAUUACCAGGGGCUUUUAAGAGAUCAGCUAGGUAGGCCUCUGUUAAUCUGAAAUAGAAUAGAAUAGAAUUUAUUGGCCAAGUGUGAUUGAACAUGCAAGGAAUUUGUUUUGGUGCAUAUGCUCUCAGUGUACAUAAAAGAAAAAGAAAAAAAUACCUUCAUCAAGGUACAACAUUUACAACCCAAAUGAUGUCAAAUGAAAGGGUUUAUUUCUCCUGAUCUUCAGCUCGGCAGGGUGGUGAGACUUUACAUAUCUUCUGGAAAUUCUGGGAGUUGAACUGUUAAAGUUGUUAAGAUUGAGAAACAUUGUGAAUCGUCUUUAGUGUUUCAAAAUCAGGAUUGCUUCACUCGUCCUUUUCUUCUGGAAUUACCAUCCUCUGUUCACUUACUUUUCAAGAAGUGUCCAAUCAUUUCAUUUGCAAAUUAUUCCAUUCCAAUGUAUUCUGAUUUAUGUGAGUUUUUUAAAAAAUGAUUACAAUGGCCAUGUUCAGGCUGCGUAAGAUUGACUUUGGAUGUUGUUUGGGUAUUUUAAA